Messenger RNA from Ostertagia ostertagi, 651 nucleotides. The record is from the annotation of a GenBank genome assembly. NCBI's taxonomy places the organism in Eukaryota, Metazoa, Nematoda, Chromadorea, Rhabditida, Trichostrongylidae.
AUGACUGUUGCUGUACUCAUUCGAAAUGAAUGUACUGGCGCGUUCGAGAAGACCAUUGCGCUUCUCGAUUCAGCAGCUGAUUCUUCCUUCAUUGCUCACGCGGCGGUUCAACGCCUACACCUCAACACUCAUCGCGAUCAGAUCCUUAGAGUAUCCACAUUCGGAGGUAGAGCAGAAAAAAUCAACACAAGAGUGGUGACUGUACCAUUGUUCAACGAUGAAGGCGAUUUUAUUGAAGUUCAACUUUUCACGAAAUCUAUCCUCACUGCAUCAUUUUCGUUGCAAGCCCUUUCACCUAACGAUCUAUCAUACAUACGACACGAACUCUCCUUAACGAACCUCGACAUACAUCAAGGAGAUAUCUCUCCAGAGGUUUUACUAGGAAUUGACUAUUUCAACACCAUAGUUAAUUCAUUUCAGCCAGCCGUUCAACUUCCAUCAGGUCUCUACCUGCAAGAUACAUUUUUUGGUCCUGUCAUCUCAGGCACAACGACUAAUCUCGUUGACUUCACGAUCCAUAAAGAUAACACAACGCUCUUGGUAGCACAUGGUUCGUGUAGCUCAAUGGAAUCCGAUCUCUCCGACAUGAUGAAACUUGAAUCUGUCGGCAUUUGUGACAACCCUUCAGAUCGCAUAAGAGGGAUCGAAUAA